Molecule: messenger RNA, 579 nt
Organism: Cucurbita pepo subsp. pepo (vegetable marrow)
Lineage: Eukaryota; Viridiplantae; Streptophyta; Magnoliopsida; Cucurbitales; Cucurbitaceae
Source: RefSeq, a predicted model, not a curated record
AUGGGUAGUGGCUGGAACAGAGUGGCUUUGUUCUGUUUGUUAUGUUUUUAUGUUGUUGUGUCGGGUGUGCUUGCUAGGGGAGUGGCUAAACCGAGGAAUGAGGAGGAAGAGAAGUUUCUGUUCUUUGGCAAGGGUGGUGGACUAGGAGGUGGAUAUGGUGGUGGCAGUGGUUGUGGAGGAGGAGGAGCUGGUGCUGGCAGUGGUUUUGGAGGUGGAAGUGGUGGCGGCGGCGGUCUUGGAGGGGGAAGUGGCGGCGGCGGUGGUAUUGGAGGUGGAAGUGGAGGAGGCUUUGGAGGGGGUCAUGGGAUUGGUGGUGGUGUAGGAGGUGGAGGUGGAGAUGGAGAUGGAGAUGGAGAUGGAGGCCUUGGAGGUGGUGAUGGUGGCGGGUUCGGUAAUGGUGGUGGUUAUGGCGGAGGAUUUGGAAAGGGUGGAGGUCUUGGAGGUGGAGGGGGGUUCGGUAAGGGCGGUGGAUACGGUGGUGGCAUUGGAAAGGGUGGAGGACUUGGUGGUGAUGGUGGAGGUGGAGGUGGAGGUGGCUCGGGUGGUGGAUUUGCCGGCGGCGGAAAUGGACACCACUAA